Messenger RNA from Quercus lobata, 3759 nucleotides. Its product is annotated as putative pentatricopeptide repeat-containing protein At5g65820. NCBI's taxonomy places the organism in Eukaryota, Viridiplantae, Streptophyta, Magnoliopsida, Fagales, Fagaceae. The record is from RefSeq and is a predicted model, not a curated record. The transcript has 3 exons. Gene Ontology annotation, molecular function: protein binding. The coding region runs from base 362 to 2347 and encodes 661 amino acids.
CACACACGGUUCCGCUGCAGUGUUCAUUUUGUCUCGCCGAAUGUCUCAGUACGACGGCUAGCAAAUUGGUCCAAAAAGGUCAAUAUAGUUCUCCUCCUGGACCUUCUCUUCUCAAAAUUGGUGCCAUUCUAGGAAGCAAAUCCUUAAUUAUAGGAGGAGUCAUCUUUGUCAUCCCAACAACAUUGGCAAUUGCCUUCAACGCCCCAGAAUCGAUCCUACAAGACAAGACAACACCAAGGUGAACCCCUUAGACAUUCCGAGAGAUUUUGUUUUAUCUCCUUCUCUGGGUAAUGACUAAUGAAUAAGCGGAAGCCAAGUAGUUGAGGAGCUGUUGUGUAGUUUCAGACAGACUCUCAAAAAAAUGCAGAGAGUGUUUUCAAAAACCACGACUUUCUUCACCAAACACACCACUUUGUUCAACAAACACAUACAAUACACUCAUUUCCUCCUUCACACAACUUCAAAUGUCGAAACCCAUAUAGACAAAAUCCCUCAAACCCAUCCCUCUCAGUCUCAGACUCAGAGCAUCAACAACAACAACAACUUUCUAUCAGACAAUACAAGAACUGGGUUUGGGCUAGUUCACCUUCAAACUGCCCCAGAUGAUGAUCAAACCCUUUACAAUCACAGCCACGACGAGUUUGCUGGUGAUGUCGAAAAGGUAUACAGAGUUUUAAAGAAAUUCCACUCAAGGGUUCCCAAAUUGGAACUCGCUUUGCAACAAUCUGGUGUUGUUAUGCGUUCUGGUUUAACCGAACGUGUAUUGGAUCGCUGCGGCGAUGCCGGGAACUUGGGGUACAGUUUUUUCAUUUGGGCUUCCAAACAACCCGGUUAUAGGCAUAGCUAUGAGGUUUACAAAUCUAUGAUUAAGAUUUUAGGGAAAAUGAGGCAAUUUGGUGCUGUUUGGGCACUGAUUGAAGAGAUGAGGAGGGAUAAUCCCCAGUUGAUAUCCCCACAACUGUUUGUUGUUCUGAUGAGACGCUUCGCCUCAGAUAGAAUGGUUAAGAAAGCCAUUCAAGUAUUGGAUGAGAUGCCAAAGUAUGGUUGUGAGCCUGACGAGUAUGUGUUUGGGUGUUUGUUAGAUGCUUUGUGUAAGAAUGGUAGUGUUAAGGAAGCUGCAUUGUUAUUUGAGGAUAUUAGGGUUCGGUUUACACCUACGCUUAAGCAUUUUACAUCGUUGUUGUAUGGUUGGUGUAAGGAAGGGCAGCUUAUAGAAGCCAAGUUUGUGUUGGUGCAGAUGAGGGAGGCGGGGUUUGAGCCCGACAUUGUGGUUUAUAACAAUUUGCUUAGUGGGUAUGCUCAAUUAGGGAAGAUGACCGAUGCCUUUGAUCUUUUGAAGGAGAUGAGGAGGAAGGGCUGUGAGCCGAAUGCAACUUCGUAUACUAUUUUGAUUCAGGCACUUUGUGGGAGGAAGAGAAUGGAAGAGGCAAUGCGGGUUUUUGUUGAGAUGCAGAGAAAUGGCUGUGAAGCUGAUGUUGUGACCUACACUACAAUGAUAAGUGGUUUUUGCAAGUGGGGGAAGAUUGAUAAGGGUUAUGAGCUUUUGGAUUCUAUGAUACAGCAAGGACUUACUCCGAAUCAGACGACUUAUAUGCACAUUAUGUUGGCUCAUGAGAAGAAGGAACAGCUAGAAGAGUGUAUGGAACUCAUGGAGGAGAUGCAGAAGAUUGGUUGCAUUCCUGAUCUUAGUAUUUACAAUACGGUGAUUAGGUUAGCUUGCAAGUUGGGAGAGGUUAAGGAAGGCGUUCGGCUUUGGAACAAAAUGGAGGGAAGUGGACUUAGUCCAGGGCUAGAUACCUUUAUCAUAAUGAUUCAUGGGUUUAUUGGGCAAGAUUGUCUGGUUGAAGCUUGUGAGCACUUCAAAGAAAUGGUUGGGAGAGGUCUUCUAUCUGCUCGUCAUUAUGGUACCUUGAAGGAGUUCCUGAAUUCUCUAUUAAGAGCUGAGAAGCUUGAGAUGGCUAAAGAUUUAUGGAGUUGCAUCACUAGUAAAGGUCCUGAGCCUAAUGUGUUUGCAUGGACAAUUUGGAUUCAUGCGCUCUUUAAGAAUGGGCAUGUGAAGGAGGCUUGUUCAUACUGUCUGGAAAUGAUGGAUGCAGAUGUAAUGCCACAGGCAGAUACCUUUGCUAAACUCAUACGUGGUUUAAGGAAACUUUAUAACAGAGAGAUUGCAGCUGAGAUAACAGAGAAGGUUCGGAAGAUGGCUGCAGAUAGACAGAUCACUUUCAAGAUGUAUAAACGGCGAGGAGAGAGGGACUUGAAAGAAAAAGCCAAGGAGAAAAAAGAUGGGAGGAAAAGGAGGGCUCGUCGACGCCAGUGGGGUGGAGGGCAUAAUAGAGCUAAACUUUAGUAGUUUGAAUGAGAGGGUUUCUAUGAAGUAAAUCAAUUAGUUAGCAGAUUGUGCACAGGUGAUAUGUUGCCAGCCAGUAUUUAGGUUUCAUAAUUGGCAUCUCCUUUUCAUAAAUAUCUGGUUGACAAAGCCAUUGCCCAGAAGAGAGAUGAUUUGCAAGCUAUUCAAGCAAACAUAUGCAAUGAAGAGGAUGUAUGCCUUCUCAAAAAAAAACAAAGAAAAAAAAAGAGGAUGUAUGUAGUAAACAACAAAUUAGGGAGCAACUAGAGGAGUUGAUGCAAAAGGAAGGAAGGCAUCAUGUGGGAUUAGAAAGUCAGGAGUAAUUGGGUCGUUCAGUGGACAGAAAUACGAAGUACUUUCAAGAUAUGGUAAGGAAAAGAAGAGUGGUCAAAAGAAUUGUUCAAUUGAAGGGAGAAGAUGGAAAAUGGUAUGAUGGUUCCAGCCAAAUGGAGCAUUGCAGCAUUUCAAAGGAAUUUAUCGGCAAUAGGAGAGCAUGCAAUAGUGUGAGAUUUUGCAACAGCCUGAAGGCCUCAGUCUACCGGCAUUUACUGAAAAUCAAAAAGUAGAGCUAGACAGGCCAGUUUCACAAGAAAUUUUUUGUUUUUUGGAUUAGUUUCACAAGAAGAAAUAGAAGCAGUUGCGUUUCAAUCAGGCCCAAUCAAAGCUCCUGGACUGGAUAGACUAUCAACGGUCUUUUAUCAAAGAUUGUGGGAGUUCAUGCGAUAGGCUAGCGGUAACAACAUCCUUUGUAGUGCUCCAUAUAUGUGGUUUGAACGCCCCCUCCCCCCAUAUCUACCUAUCAAAAAAAAAAACUGGGGAGUAGUGAGGCCUGCAGUCACAGCAAUGAUUCAAGCUCUCUUCCAUUCAAGUGCUCCUCAGAGUAUUCAGAAAACCUGUUGAAUAGCGUGACUAGGGAAAGCCAAAUUUGAGAGGAGGUUGAUGGAUUGGCAGAUCCUAAUCAUAGCGAAGGGUGUCUAGAAGUGAAGCAGGAUGUGGAGUGGUACAGGUUUUGUUGCUAAGUCAACCACAGGAACUUAAAUUUUUGGUGGCUUCUUGAGUUUCAAACCUUGCAGUAGGAAGAUAACUAGAUUGUUGGCUUUAUGUGGGCACUGCUACAAGCUAAGAGAGUAGGGAUUUAAAGAAUUAUUCUUCUAUUACCUUCUAAACAGAUCAAAAGUUUUGUUGUAAAUAGGGAAUGUUGGCCGUGGCAAGCAUCAUCCGUGUUGGAGGACAUCUGUCUUCUAGGAGGUUUGAAGCUGCAGAUGGCUUUUUUGUGGUUCUGAGUGUGGUUUUGUAGAGGCUUGCAUCUGAGCCAAAUUAGCCUCUAAUUGUAUUAUAACCUUGGGCUCUAAUUGUUAUAUAAACUUGUUCAGAUGAUUUGUUAUUUUAUUAAGUGACAAAUGAAAAUAGUA